Messenger RNA from Salvelinus sp. IW2-2015, 9535 nucleotides. The record is from RefSeq and is a predicted model, not a curated record. Lineage: Eukaryota; Metazoa; Chordata; Actinopteri; Salmoniformes; Salmonidae.
AUGGAGGACAAGGUGGGGGCUGUCCGAGACUGGCCCACCCCCACCGACCAGCYUCAGCUGAAGAGCUUCCUGGGCCUGGCCURGUACUACAGGAGGUUUGUACAGGGRUUCUCAAGCGUUGCUGCUCCCCUGAACCGCCUCCUGCCGAAGGACAAGGCCUUCACUUGGACAGUGGAGUGUGAGGAGGCCUUCAACACCCUCAAACGUGCACUGAUCGAGGCCCCCGUGCUCGCCCCCCCUGACUUCACCUUGCCCUUUAUCCUGGACACAGACGCAAGAGGCAGAGACCAUCGUCGACGCCUGACAGUGGGGAUGUUCAGCAGGUUUGGAGCUGCGGAGUCCAUCCACAGCGACCAAGGCAGAAACUUUGAGUCCCGUGUGUUCGCCAUCAUGUGUGAGAGCUGGCCCUCAUGUUCCCCCGGGCCGAGUAUGCCCGGAGACUCCAGGACCGCCUGGAGACAGCCCACCUUCGCCAGAGAGCAGCUGUGGAAUGCAGGUGCCGCAGACAAGGCUCAAGAUAGCUCCAUCCCCGUCUCCUCCCUGUUCACCGCGUGGUUCCCUGAGCCACGGACCUGUAUUCCCAGUUCCCGCUUCCUGGUACCCCAUAUCCCUGCCUUCAUCCCUGGGUCCCAGAGGGGCAGCCCCCUGCCACGGAUGGAGCCCCUGUUUCACAUCUGGACACUCUGCGACCAUCACGGCCACGAAAGGCAAAGGAGACCUCCGGGUCGUCUCCGAGGACUUUGUUGUCCCUCGGGGACAGGACUUUGUGUUGGGGGCUGUGAUCCAAGCAACCUCCAGGCGGUCACAUGGGGUGCGAGGAUUCUGUCCCCGUGCGCCACGCCCCCGCGCUUGGCGCUGUCCAGCACGCCAGGGCUGAAAGCUGCUGGUAGCGAGCAGCCAGUAGCGUCGGUGAAAGUGGACGUUUUGGACACCAACGACCACGAACCCACUUUUCGCAGUGCAGACUUGAAAUUAACUUUGAAUGACGCGACUCCACUCRGGUCUGUGGUUCACACGGUAAAUGCACUUGAUGAAGACAGUGGAAAGAACGCAGAGUUGACAUACUUCUCCGUUCCCAAAAACGGCAGUUUCUACGUGGUACCACGAACGGGUGAAAUUUUACUGGUGGACUCCAUACUGGGGCUUCCAUCUACAGUCAAGUUCUAUGUUUUUGCAAAAGACCACGGUUGGCCCAGCAGAAUCAGUAAGGGGGUUGAGGUCACGGUUACCCCACGACAGUGGUGCCCACUGCGCCCAGGCCAGACAGGGGAGUUAGGCCGCCUGGGCAGGGCAGGGCGGAUGCAGAGGGCAUUGUUGGACUCUGGUAGCACGGUCUUCCUCAAUGUAUCCGAAGAUGCAAGUAUCGGUUCAGUCGUUAUGAACCUGAGCCCAGCCAGGUUUCAGGCAGCCUCAUUUGAGCUGGUUUACCCGGAGACAGAUAUCACCCCAAUCAACGUGGGCAAGGAGAGUGGACAUAUCGUGGUAGCCAGGCGCCUGGACAGGGAGACUGAACCGUUCGUGGAAUUCACUGUCAAAAUACAAGAUCAACGAGGGCCUGACUGGUACCUGACCAAGGUGAAGCUGAUGGUGACAGAUGUCAACGACAAUGUCCCCGAGUGGGCUAUGGAGCCAUACCCCUACCUGGCCGUGGUGUCCUCCGAGGCCCCCCKUGGGGUGCUGGUUUACCUGCUCCAUGCCCGCGACGGGGAUGAGGGCAGCAAUGGCGAGGUGGAGUACUUUCUGGCCGAUGGUGGUGAUGGCUGCUUUGCAGUGGACAAGAAGAGUGGUCACGUCCUGACCACGGGUCUCCCCCUGCAGAGAGACAGGGAGUAUCUGCUGAGUGUGGUGGCCUUUGACAGGCUGGGAAGCCGCAGUGCUCCGGCCAUGGUGUCGGUCAUAGCAGGACCCAGAGCACCACAGUUCACCAACACGUCCUACGGUAUCUCCAUACCAGAGAACACCCCAGAGGGACAGCCCUUCCUGGUGGUGUUGGCCAUCUCCUUCCAGAAGCAGCCAAUCAGCUACAGCCUGCUGAUCAACCCCAGCAGCRUGUUCAGCAUGCAGCAGGAGACGGGGGAGAUCAGCCUGACCCGCACGCUAGACUAUGAGAAUGACCAGAGACGAUACCUCCUCAUGGUCAGGGCCAGCGAGGGUCCAGGGGGCCUCASCAGCGCCAUAGAAGUCCAGGUGGUGAUAACGGAUGAAAACGACUGUGUCCCAGAAUUUCUCCAGUCCAUUUACAGUGUUGAUGGAGUCUCUGAGACAGUCACCACAGCAACCUCUCUCCUGCAAGUGUUAGCCAGUGACUGUGACUCUGGGUUGAAUGCGGAGCUCACCUACUACACUCUAAGCCCAGACUUCAGCAUUUCUCCCCACGGAACCAUCUUCCCUGCGGGCCGUCUGGACUACGAGAGGCCCAACCACCUGUAUGAGUUUGUGGUGAUGGCUGUGGAUAACGGGGAGGAGCCUCACUCGGGCACCGCCACCAUCCGCAUCCGCAUGGCCAACAUCAACGACCAGACCCCAGAGUUCUCCCAGACUGUCAGCUAUCGGACCUUUGUCUCCGAGGAUGCAGGCCCCAACACACUCGUUGCCACGGUACUGGCUAAGGACCCGGAUGGUGAUGGAAUAGUGUACUCAAUUACAGCUGGCAACGAGGAGGGCAACUUUGUCAUCGACAGCCAGAAAGGGUUGAUCCGUCUGCGCUUCACCCCCGCUCCCAAACUCCAGGGCCUGGAGUACGUCCUCAAUGUAACAGCUACAGACGACAACGCCUCCGGGGGGCCACACCCACUCUCUGCCACCGCCUGGGUCAUAGUGGGCGUUGAUGAUGUCAACAACAACAAACCCAUCUUUGAGAAGUGGAAGGCGUAUGAAGGUGUGAUUGUGACAGCGCGGCGGUUCGACCGGGAGCGUCAGAGAGAGUACUCUAUCACGGUGACGGCUACAGACUGGGCUGAGGAGCCCCUUAUAGGGAUCUGUCAGCUCCAUGUCCUCAUCCUGGACCAGAAUGACAACAGCCCCAAGUUUGAGAACCUGCGCUACGAGUAUUUUCUGAGAGAGGACACAAUGAUCGGCACCAGUUUCCUGCGUGUGGCAGCACAUGACGACGACUUUGGUACCAACGCUGCCGUCACCUACUCCAUAUCCCAGGAGCAGCCUGAGUACCUGAGGGUCAACCCUGUUACCGGCUGGGUGUACGUCAACCAGCCCAUAUCACAGGUCAGUCAACCAGACGUCAACCAUUCAGUCAACCAGCCCAUAUCACAGAGGUCCUACAUCACCCGGGAGAUUAUGGCCACGGACGGGGGGAACCGCAGCACAUCUGUAGAGAUGUCUGUGACCAUUACCAAUGUGAAGAACCAGCCCCCGCAGUGGGAGAAGGACAGCUACAGCGUGGUCAUCCCAGAGAACACUGCCAGGGAUACCCCCAUUGUGGUGCGUGGAACAGUCCGGAUGAUCAAAGCAACCUCGUUGCUAGGCGACCCCAGGGUGACCUAUAACCUGGAGGAGGGUGUGGUCCCGGAGACUAACAUGCCCGUGCGCUUCUACCUGUCGCCCAAUCGCGAGGAUGGCUCAGCCUCCAUCCUGGUUUCGGAGCCUCUGGACUACGAGACCACGCCCAGUUUCUCCCUGAGGGUGCGGGCUCAGAACUUAGCAGCGGUACCUCUGGCUGCAUUCACCACCGUCUAUGUCAACGUKACAGAUGUGAACGACAAUGUUCCAUUCUUCACCUCCUCCAUCUAUGAGGCUUCAGUGACGGAGGGAGCCAAGGUGGGGACCAUGGUCCUCCAGGUGUCUGCUCAAGACAAGGACCUGGCUUUCAAUGGACAGAUCACCUACUCCCUCUUGAGUGACAGUAGUGGGGACCACCGUCUGUUUCGUGUAGAUCCAGAGCUGGGCUCCAUUUAUACAGAGGCUGUGUUUGACCGCGAGGCGCAGGGAUCCUACCUACUGGAGGUUCAGUCUGAAGACGGCAUGGAGUCAGCACGACCUGGGAGGAACAAACAGCCCAACUCUGACACAGCAUAUGUGCGGGUUUUCAUCAGCGACGUGAACGAUAACAAGCCCGUCUUUGCUCAGCGCCUCUAUGAAGUUGGGGUUGACGAGGAUGCAGAUGUCGGCCUGGCUGUUGUCACCGUCAGUGCUAAUGACGAAGAUGAAGGUGCCAAUGCCAAGUUGCGCUACCAGAUAACUUCAGGCAACACAGGGGGGGUGUUUGACAUAGAGCCUGAGGUGGGAACCAUCUURGUCGCCCAGCCUCUGGACUACGAGCAGCAGAAGAGGUACAAGCUGCUGGUGCUGGCAUCGGACGGGAAGUGGGAGGACUACGCCGCCGUGGUGGUCAACGUGGUCAACAAGAACGACGAGGCGCCCGUCUUCUCCAUGAAUGAGUACUAUGGCUCAGUGACAGAGGAGCUAGAUGGCUCACCGGUCUUUGUGCUCCAGGUGACGGCCACGGACCCAGACAAGGAUGCAGACCAGGAUGCCGUCCGCUACUCUCUCCAUGGUCAGGGGGCGGACUCUCAGUUUGUGAUUAAUGAGAUCACGGGGGAGAUGUACGCCCAGGAGACGCUGGACCGCGAGGAGCGGGCUGUGUGGCGCUUCGUGGUCCUGGCCACGGACGAGAAAGGGGAGGGGCUCACCGGCUUCACUGACGUCAUCAUCAACGUGUGGGACAUCAAUGACAACGAGCCCGCUUUCACCUGCGCACCCGAUGGCUGCCACGGCAACGUAGCCGAGAACUCACCCCCAGGAACUUUUGUCAUGGAGAUGACGGCGGUAGACCUUGACGACACGGCAGUGGGUCAGAACGCCAUCCUCACCUAUCGUAUCAUCGAGAACGCCCGUGACGCGGAUUCUGAGGAACUUUUUACAAUCGACGCUAGUACGGGCACCAUCUCCGUGGUGACCGGCGGGCUGGACAGGGAGGUGGCAGAGCGGCACCAGCUGGUGGUCGAAGCCAGGGAUGGAGGGGACAUGGUGGGUACAGCUACCUCCACUAUCAUCAUCAUGGACCUGAACGACCAUACCCCCCGGUUCAAAGAUGAGUGGUGUGGGGCUCGUGUGUCUGAGAGCAGCCCUCCAGACUCAACCGUGCUGGAGCUGGAAGCUGUGGACCCAGACUCUGGCCCUCACGGCCUGCUGGGCUUCAGUGUGGUGGCGGGGGACCAGCGGGAGAGGUUCUACAUGGUGAGCCACAGAGCAGAGCAGUCUGGGAGUCUGAAGCUGAGGAAGGGGCUGGACUAUGAGAGGCCCGGGGAGCAGCGCUUCAACCUCACCAUCCAGGUGGAGGACUCUGACUUCUCCAGCCUCAUCCACUGCAUCAUCCAGGUGGUGGACGAGAACGACCACAUACCUGUGUUCACCACCACCUUCUACCCCCUCGCCCCUCUAGUGGAGGAUGUUGCCGUGGGAACCAGCAUCACCCAGGUGAUGGCCAAUGACUCAGACUCUGACCUGAAUGGGGAAAUAGUCUACAGCAUCUCCCCGGAGUCAGACCCGUACGGUAAUUUUAUAGUGGACCGAGACGGCAUUGUGACCGUGACCCGCCCGCUGGACAGAGAGACAAUGCCCGAGUACCAGCUGGUUGUCAUGGCAACAGACCGCGGGAGUCCGGCGUUGACGGGGAGCGCCACGGUCCAGCUGAGCCUGCUUGAUGUUAAUGACAAUGGGCCAGAGUUGGAGGUGGCCUACAUCCCUGUCCUCUGGGAGAACAGCCCUGCUCCACAGCUGGUGUGGCUCAACCAGACCUCCUCGCUGCUCCACGUUAUCGACAGGGACUCCCCAGAGAAUGGGCCUCCCUUCUCCCUCGCCCUUCCCCGUCUCUACGCCCCCGACUUCCACCUGCAGGACCAUGGCAAUGGCACGGCAACGCUCACCGCACUGCGCCGCUUCGACCGUGAGCGCCAGAGGGAGUUCCUCCUGCCCGUGGUCAUGACGGACAGCGGCCGUCCGCCAAUGACGGUCACCAACACGCUCACCAUCACCGUGGGCGACCAGAAUGACAACGCCCACCAGGAGGGAGAGAAGGAGAUUUACGUUCACAGUCGGAGGGGAAGGAUGCAGACUACUUCGCUGGGCAAGGUCUAUGCCCCUGAUCAAGAUGAUUGGGACAACAAGACCUACACCUUAGACGCAGGAGGAAUGAGGUAUUUCACUCUAGACAAGAGUUCAGGCCACCUGGCCAUCAGACAGAACACCCUAGCGGGAAGCUACUAUCUCAGAGUGGGAGUGUCGGACGGGGUGUGGCCAGACGUGGUGUCUGGGGUCACAGUUCACGUCCGGGAGCUAGAGGACAUGGCCAUCCACUCGUCAGCCUCCCUGCGUCUGACCGGCAUCACUGCCAGAGAGUUUAUUGAGUCCCGGGUGGACGAGAGGAGUCGACAGGAUAUGUUCAGGGGCUUCCUGUCUGAACACCUGUCCAUCAGAUCAGGCACAAUCAACAUCUUCAGCCUGACAGACAUUAGACCGAAGACGCUGGACGUGCGCUUUUCUGUGCACAGCGAUGGCUACCUGCGCCCAGAGAAACUACACGGAUACCUGGCGGCGCAUACAAAGAAGCUGCAGUCUCUGCUGCGGGUGAACGUGUCCCAGGUAGAGGUGGAUGAGUGUGUGUACACAGACUGCAGGCCGGGUGGCGGCUGCUCCACACAGCUCAGCGUCAGUGACACACCCACUCUGGUCGAUGCCGGGAACAUAGCACUGGUGUCUGUGACGAUGAUGUCCUCUGCCCGGUGUGGCUGCUCUGCCAGGGACCGGGUCCAUCAGGCUUGUUCCUCCUACCUCACAAACCCCUGCUUCAAUGGAGGCACCUGCAUGGAUACCCUCAGUGGGUACAGGUGCCAGUGCCCACCGCAGCAUGAGGGUCCUGAAUGCCAGCAGACGAGGCGAAGUUUCCUUGGCAACGGCUAUGCUUGGUUUCCUCCCAUAAGGCCGUGCUUUGAUAGCCAUCUUUCCCUGGAGUUCAUCACAGAGGCUGAGGACGGCCUGCUACUCUACAGCGGGCCCCUGGCCACCCUGCAGCCUGGAGACCCAGAGGACUACAUGGCUAUAGAGCUGAUUGGUGGAACACCCAGUCUGAAGAUCAACCACGGGUCUGGGACCCUGGUCCUGCAGUUGCAGGUCAACAUGGUUGUGUCUGACAGACGUUGGCACCGACUGGAUGUUAGAAGCAACAGUAAAGAUGUGCAUUUCACCCUGGACCGCUGCUCCAGUGCUAUCGUUAUGGAAACUGAGGGCGUGGACAGCUGGGCCAUGACUGAGGACCGCUCCUCCUGUGAGGUCAGAGGAGUCACGCCUAAUAGGGACAGGUACCUGAAUGGGAGUCAGGUGUUGCAGCUAGGGGGGGUCAACGAGAACAUGUCCUAUGAGUAUCCCCAGCUACAGCAAAAACACUUCAAUGGUUGUCUGCGCAACCUGGUUGUGGACAGUAAGCUCUAUGACCUUGGCUCUCCCUCGGCAUCCUCCAGCACUGCCCCAGGCUGCUCUCUGACUGAUGGGAACUGUAUGAACAUGGGUGUACCAGUCUGUGGCGCCAGGGGGCACUGUAACGGGCAGUGGGACUCCUUCAGCUGCCAGUGUGGGCCCGGGUACACAGGGAUCCACUGUGAAGACGAAGUUCCAGAGUUCUCCUUCAAUGGGAGGAGCCAUGUCCAGUACCAGGUGGGCUGGUCACUCCCCGCUCGUCACUCCAGCUUUCAGCUCCAGGUGCGAACCCACGCCCCCAGRGGUGUCCUCCUCAGCCUCCUCUCGCAGGAGCAGAAUGAAUACUUACGUCUGGAGAUGUUUCAGGGGCUACUGGCUGUCUUUUACAACCUGGGUGACAGACCCUACAACCUCACGCUGCCCUUCCAUCGCCUUGACAAUGGAGAAUGGCACGAAGUGGAGCUUGAMCGUCAUGGCAAAGAGUUCACCCUUCAAUUGGACGGUGGCGGCGGAAGGCGGGAGYUCACGGCCGCUCCUGGGCGGAGUCAGGAGAUAGUCAUCGACCAAUCAGUGGUGAUGCUGGGAAACUCCUUCCCCUCAGGACACAACCGCAGCUUCCUAGGGUGUCUGCGAGACCUAAGGCUGAAUGGGCGGCCCAUGCCCAUUGCCAAGCAGCCCUCCGUGGGGUCUGAGGGGCUCCAGGUGGUCACUUCUCAGGGGGUCUCCCCAGGCUGCCCCUCAGAUGCCUGCAGGAAACACCAGUGCUCUCCCCCCUUCAUCUGCAUGGACCUCUGGAGGAAGCAUGAGUGCAGGUGCCCCCCUGGUCACAUGAUGAAGAAGAAUGCCUCGGGGAAGGUCUGCGUCUACACGCUGUGCGCCAGCAGGCCCUGUCGCCAUGGCAUCUGUGUGGCCCACUCUCCCUCCAAGUACUCGUGUCACUGCUCGGAGGGCUAUCGCGGGCGCCACUGUGAGGUCUCUCUGGCACUGUACCACAACGACGACGACAACACGCUGAGCCUCAGCUCUGCGUUUGCCAUCAGUAUCUGUGUCCUGGCCUUCCUAGGUAGCUAUAUGGACUAUGUCAUCUACUACCUGUGGUGACCAUACCAUCUUUCAUCCGCACUCUCUCAUCUGGUUUCACGUAGUUCAAUCUGAUUUAAUCUGGUUUUGGUUGUUCCCAAGGCUGGAAUUCAACAGAACACACCAUAUUAACGUUUAUGCAGUGUCUUUAUUUAUAAACUGGGUACACAGAUUUCUAGAUCUGAGAACUGAAUGCUUCAACCUGUGAGACGUGUCAACCUGGUAAUAGGUUCUUGCAGUACCCAAAUCAUCUGUGAUUUUAUUUGGCCAUGGGAAAAAGAGAUACUGCACUGGAAUGUGGGUUCGAUGGUAUUGAGCCCCAAGUGUUUUGUUAGUUUAGGCCUCAYGGUCUGUGAGUGGGCUCAGUCAGUGUGGCUGCAAAGGUCCUGGCUAGAAACAUUGAUUUUGUCGACUCUGUGAGCCACAAGAAAAAACUCUGAAAGCUUUCACUGGGUCCCAGUUCAAAAGGUUUGGGGGCCUUCAGUCAUCCCCUCCUCACAUCUAUUUGGUCUUUCCUGAUGUUUGUGAAGUAAAUUCAGACUUUUAUUUGUCAUCCUCCUUUGUCUUACCUUUUUAUCUGUCUGACUUGUUUUAUCUCGUCUGUUUGUCAUUCCAGUUCUGUUAUGUCUGUUUUUAUCUCUCCCUCCGUAUUUCUUUGUCAAUUACUUUCUUCUCCAUUCUUCCUUUAACCUAAAUGUGUCAAUGUCUGGCUCAUUCCACCAAUUCAGUGCCUUUUGUGUAACUUGGUCAAACAAAAACUCAACAACAACAUUCUGCUACAAAGAGACAUGUUCUUUCUUCAUAAAAAAAAACACGUUUUCCCAAUCUGAAGAGCGCCAAAUAAAGAAACAGUGUUGACGAUGUCUUUGUAAAUCAAUCAUAAAUCCCCUUGUGACAGGCGGAAUGGAAACUUGUGUGCAACAGGGAGUGGCAAUUGAAUGCAAGCUUCACAAAAAAAUGACAUUGUUAUUAAAACAUUUAUAGCCUGUUUUUCUAUGGGUAACAGGGUUGAGGUGUUAUGCCUGAC